AUGAUUUUUGCUAUCUUUUCUAAUUAUUCUCCAAAGUGGAAGUGUGGAGAUGGACCAAUUACGCGAGACUGUGAAGUAUAUAGAUUAUGUGAAAAUUUGACAAUUCAUGAAGAUUACUUUCAAUCGGCAGCUGUGGAAUUUGGAUGGAUCUGCAACGAAAACACUUACCUGAUGUCGGCUUUUUCACAGAUCCAAUUCUUCGGAGUGCUUUUUGGAACCUUGCUAUUUGGCACUCUGGCAGAUACCUUUGGAAGGAAACCGGUGUCCCUAGGAACAUUGAUAGCUGGAUUUCUUACAAAUCUCUCAGCAGGAUUUUCCCCGUCCUGGCAAGUUUUGCACUCGCUGCACUUUUUUGUGGGAUUUUUUGUUGGUGGUGCCAGUGUCACACUUGCUACUUAUGUUACCGAACUGCUUCUUCCUCAUCAACGCAUGUUCAUGCGCGGAGUGUUCAACUGGGGCGUUGCUCGUAUGGUCUUGACGCUGAUUUGUAUGCUGCUUCCUGAUUGGAGAUCCGCCAGUACUGCUUGUGCUCUACUCUUAAUUCCGGGUAUAUUGCUCAUUAUAUUCGUCUUACCAGAAAGUCCAACUUGGUUGCAUAGUAAGGACCGGCUCGAAGAGAUGCGUGAAGCCGAACGGUACAUAGCACAGUUCGCAGGAGUUGAGUAUGUACCUGUCGAACACAAGGUUAUCGACCACUCUAAGGGUUUUUGGGAAAUGGUGAAAACCCCAGGACUUUUUCGACGUCUCAGUGUUUUAUGGGUAAUGUGGUAUGUUACGUCAUUCUGUGCUUAUGGAAAUGACCUCAACUCUAAUACCAUAUUCGGAAACCUCUUUGUUAACCAGUUCCUAUUUUCGAUAUUGAUCAUCAUGUCAAAAUGGAUCCUGCUCGCGGUUGACGCAUGGUAUCCAUCGUUCAGUCACAGGAAACUUCAUCAAGGUGCACAGAGCGUAGUCUGCGUUUGUUUUCUAAUUCUCAGCAUCCUCGUUAUGCAGGAAUACAGAGGAGUUGCCAUCCUUGUUGUAAACUUAGUGGGUUGUGUAUUUAUCGAGUACACAUGGGAUGCGUGCUUCCUCUGUGCCAUCGAAUCUAUAGAAACAUCAUGUCGAGCUAGCUGUAGUGGAAGCUGUUCUUUGGUUGCUCGAAUUGGUGCACUAUCAGCGCCUAUUCUCACACACAUGAACAAUUUUUGGCCUCCAUCCAUAUACUUCAGCGUUUUUGUCUUGGGUACGGUCAAUCUGAUAGUAUCGUACAAAUUUUUGAUAGAGACCAAAGGAGUGGACCUGGAUGAGGCGACAAGUGAAAUAAAGCGAAAAGACGCAGAUUGCUGUCCCACUAUAGAGUUUGGUGGCAGUAAAAUUGAUCCAUCGCAAGUGCUUAUCAUGGAAAAUGCCAGUCCAUAUCAGUCCCGAAGGAAGAUUUAG
Messenger RNA from Cylicocyclus nassatus, 1422 nucleotides. Lineage: Eukaryota; Metazoa; Nematoda; Chromadorea; Rhabditida; Strongylidae. The record is from the annotation of a GenBank genome assembly.